AUGUCAACACUCAGGCCGUCCCCAGUCUAUCUGUGCUGUCCUGAUCUGAACUCUGAGCUGGCUGUCCACCACGUGAGGAAAGCCAUCCACAAAUCACCUUAUGGAGCGAAAUUCAAAGUGGAGUUUGUGCUCAUCUGCUUGCUGAAGCUGGCGUGGACCAUUAAUAAGAACAGAAAGGGCGAAUUUAGCCGCUAUGGAGGCUCGUCUGGAGGUUACCCGGACAAACUCUGGCCAUCUCACUCCCGGCUGCAGGAGCUGGCGGCCGAGGAGAGAGAGAGGCACCCUCCGAUGGAGGUGAUGCUAGACAACAUCGCGGCCAGAGAGAGAGAGAGAGAGAGAGAGAGAGAGAGCAGAGAGAAGAUAAUUGCCGCAAACAUGGCCAAAAUGUCCAAGAUGAUCGCCGACUGGAAAAAGCUGAAAAAGGAGGCAAAACAGAAGCAACGAGAGGAGGAAAUCAAGCGAGACAAACUGCUGGCCGAGGUGAGAGAGCAAUUCGGUUAUGCACUGGACCCCCCAAGUGCCAAGUUCAAAGAGAUGUUUGGUGAAAUAGAGAAAGAGAAGAAGAAGAGAAAACUCCUGAAAAGCAGGAAGAGAGAGGAAGAGCAGGGAACAGUGGCAGCCGAGUCCAGACAACAAAUACUUUUAUACAGUGCUACUGUAACAUAUUGUAAAAUUGGUUACUUUGUAAGUUUGGAAAGUGAAAAACUGAUUCCUCGUUAA
Molecule: messenger RNA, 720 nt
Organism: Carassius gibelio (silver crucian carp)
Lineage: Eukaryota; Metazoa; Chordata; Actinopteri; Cypriniformes; Cyprinidae
Product: growth arrest and DNA damage-inducible proteins-interacting protein 1-like
Exons: 4
Coding region: 1-720 (239 amino acids)
Cellular component (GO): nucleus
Source: RefSeq, a predicted model, not a curated record